GAACAGCUGUUUUAGUCAACUCAAAGAUUUUUGCUGGGCGUUUCACCAACUUUUGUUGAUAAAAACAUUGAAUACGUAUUACAUCCUGGUUUGAGAUAAAAAGCGAAUACAACACAGGCAUAAAAUGCUCGUUCUAGUACUUGGCGACUUACACAUACCACACCGCUGCAGCAGUUUACCGGCCAAGUUUAAAAAGCUUUUGGUGCCCGGUCGGAUUCAUCAUAUUUUGGCUACCGGAAAUAUUUGCACAAAGGAAUCGUACGAUUAUCUAAAAUCACUCGCCAACGAUGUGCACAUAGUGCGUGGCGAUUUCGACGAGAAUCUCAGCUAUCCAGAGCAAAAGGUUGUGACGGUGGGUCAAUUUCGUAUCGGUCUGUGCCACGGUCAUCAGGUGGUGCCGCGAGGUGAUCCAGAGGCAUUGGCAUUGAUCCAGCGCCAAUUGGACGUGGACAUAUUAAUUACGGGCCAUACGUACAAGUUUGAGGCGUAUGAGCAUGGCAAUAAGUUCUACAUAAAUCCAGGCUCGGCAACGGGAGCAUUCAAUCCGCUGGACGCAAAUGUGGUGCCAUCGUUUGUGCUGAUGGAUAUACAGAGCACCACAGUGGUAACCUAUGUAUACCAACUGAUCGGGGACGAGGUCAAGGUGGAGCGCAUCGAGUACAAGAAAAUUUAACAAGUAUUAACAGCAAAUCAUUCCCCAUACUUGUCUCGCACUGACCUGAUCUUUAUUUGAUCUUGGGCUAUAUUACGCAAAUUGAAAUGAUGAAUAUUAAAUAUGUAUAAAUUAAAAGAAAACACGUUUCCUUUUUUUAUUUAAUAAAAAAUGUUUAAAUUUUAUUUAAAUAGAAUAUAAAAGAGUUGUUUUGCCUUUUGUUUUCAUUUGACGAUCUUGAUCUCUUACAUGAUGCUUAUGUGCAAAAAUUAUUAAUUUUAUAAUUGAAAAUGUUGACAAAUGUGUUCGUGCAUAUUCUCAUUAAAUUUAAUAUAAAUACAAUUAGAUUAUCGUUUGGGUUACGUCGCGUUGCUGAUGAUUGCAAUUACAAUUACAAAUAAAUA
Messenger RNA from Drosophila innubila, 1056 nucleotides. It is a transcript of the gene Vps29, whose product is annotated as vacuolar protein sorting-associated protein 29. The record is from RefSeq and is a predicted model, not a curated record. Lineage: Eukaryota; Metazoa; Arthropoda; Insecta; Diptera; Drosophilidae. Bases 125 to 673 code for a protein of 182 amino acids. Gene Ontology annotation, biological process: retrograde transport, endosome to Golgi; intracellular protein transport. Gene Ontology annotation, cellular component: endosome; retromer complex. The transcript has a single exon.